Molecule: messenger RNA, 1901 nt
Organism: Nylanderia fulva
Lineage: Eukaryota; Metazoa; Arthropoda; Insecta; Hymenoptera; Formicidae
Source: RefSeq, a predicted model, not a curated record
AUAGAGUCAGAGAGGGACGAAUCUCCAGAAUGUGUUUGUGCGAGGAUGGUCGCGGGGUUGAGAGACAACAAUAAACGGGACAAGGAGGCCUUCGGCGUUUCGGUUUCGCGUUCGCCAGUCGCGCGCGAAGGCUCGAACACAAGCUGAUCGCGGACCGAUGAUCCAAGUCUGACAGUCCGGACGAAGACAGACUGAGCUAACAAUAAGGAUUCUCGGUGAGAGCGAAGACGUAUCAUAAUGACAUCGACCUCGACCAGAAGAGGAAAGAAUCCAUUCGGCAUGAGAACGUACGAAAUUCUAAUUGCAAGCGCGAUUAUGCUGAUGAUUGGUCUCAUCAAUGCGGAUGAAGUCAUACAAUUCAAAAUCGACACACCUAUCCCGUGCGGAAACACGUCAGAUUGUAGGAGCACGCUGACACUUUCGAAAGAUGCUUUUUGCGAGGAUGGAUAUUGCAUGUGCCCGAAAGAAGAUACCGGAAUUAAAAUCUGUUCUAGCAUUAAUGCAUUCAUGCACCAGACUAAAGUACCAGGUCCGCUGGUCUAUCGAACGUGCAAACACGAUCAGGAUUGCAAAUUUGAGGGCGGAUUUUGCAACAAAACUAUUAGUCAGUGCGAUUGCAUAAAAGAUUAUGUAUCUUCAAAGAACAAGCAACAUUGUGUCAAAAAGGCUCAUUCGAUCGACGCUUUUUGCAAUGAUGAAAAUCAGUGUUUAGCGUUUCUGGCAAACACCACUUGUGAGAAUAACAAAUGCGCUUGCAUAUCCGGAUAUCAUUACGCAGACAAUGCAUGUUGGAAAAAGGCUGGAUACAACCAAGCUUGCACGAAAAAUCAGGAAUGCUCGCAUAUUGAGGGCGUGAUUUGCAGCAAUAUGAAGUGCGAAUGCGCGAUAGGAAUGGUGCUGAAUUCGGAUAGCAAGAGAUGUCUGAUGGCCGUGGAAAAGAUUCAGAGCGAAUGCACGGAAUCAAUCCAGUGCACAGUGACAUUCGAGCAUUCGUCGUGCCUCGACAAUGCAUGUCAGUGUGAAUCGGAUUAUCAUUACGAGCACGAUUUAGCGAGGUGUUUUCCCAACAAAGCGAUCGACGACGAUUGCGCAAAUAAUUACGAGUGUUAUCAGGCCGAGGAUUACGAGGAGAACAAUCCGCCGAUCAAGUCUAUAAUGUGCGAGGCUAAUAGAUGCACGUGCGCCGAAAAUUAUGUCAGGCAAGAUAACAAAUGCGUCAGCGCCGGUUCGUCGUCGCUCGGAAUAUCAAUAAUUUUCACUGUGAUAAUGCUAUUUUGUAGCAUUUUAAUCUUGUAAAGCGCUGUUAGCCGCAAAGUACAAUUUCCUCGCAAAAAACCACGAGGUAUUGUUGCAAGUCAACAGAUAAACUUAUGAUAACGUUAUGUAUAUUUGUAAGAAAAAUUUAAAGAAAAUAAUAUAUAAAUUAUUUUUGCGAAACGCAAAAAGAUAUGUGUUGUACGUAUACGGCUAAUAUUUUCGCGUUCUUUAUUGCGAGGGUUGCGAUUAUUUGUAUUAUUGAGGAGAGUCGCAAAUUUCUUACAAAUAACAGAAAUAUUGCUUUAACGUGCGCCAAAUUUGGGUCACAACACUACUAUACCUCACAAAUCAAGAUUCAUGCGAUUGCACGGAUUUUGUAUAUAAAGUAUGCGUGUAUACGUGUUCGUAGAACUGUCGUGAUGACAGUUCAAGAAUGAGAAAGAAAGAUAAAAAAAAAUAGUAAGACCAAAAAAAUUCACAUAUGAUGUCGCUCUUUGGAUAAGAGAAGAUCAUGUUACAUAUUAGAUUUAGAUGAUUGUAUUUUUAGUGAGUUGUGAUAUUUUUUAGAAUAUAGUAACAUAUUUAUAUAUUUAUAAAUCGCGAUUUUCCUUUAAGCGCAUAAUAUAAAACUCAGCUGUUUUUAA